GUCAAACAGCUUCAAACUGACUUCUUCGGUUUUCGCGGGUUAUGUGAGUGCUUUUUCACCCUAAAACCCAAAAAUUAAGAAAAACUAUAAAGAAAUGAUGUAGUGUUGUUUUGCGUGUCAUGUGUGUUUAUGUUUCCUAUUUACAUUGUAUUAUUUUUGUUGUUUUAAUUAAUUUAACCUAAAAGAUGGCUAAGGCCCCUAAAAAGCCACGUAAAAAAGCGACCAACGGCUAUAACAUGCCGGAUCCGCUUCCAGCCGGUGAACUCUUAACAGACAUCGCUAAAAAGCAGUGGAUAUUAGGAACCUCAAUUGGAAAAGGGGGCUUUGGGGAAAUUUAUUGUGCCAAGGAAGCUUCUUCCAAAGCAUCAAAGUACCCCUAUGUUGUGAAAGUAGAGCCCCACGGUAACGGUCCCUUGUUCGUCGAGAUGCAUUUUUAUAUGAAGAACGCAAAACAAGCUGAUGUUGAUACUUUUAUGAAGAAACAUAAGCUGAAGACUUUCGGAAUGCCUGUGUAUUUGGGAUCUGGCUCACAUGAAGCUGGAAGUAUGAAGUAUAGGUUUAUUGUCAUGGAGAAAUUUGGGACCGAUAUUGAUAAGAUAAGGGCGGAAAAUAAGGGGGUGCUACCACUCAGCACUGUCUUUCAGUUGGCGUGGCAGAUUACAUACGUUUUGGAAUACAUUCAUGAACUCGGUUACGUCCAUGCCGAUAUUAAAGGUGGUAACAUCAUACUUGGGAUUUCCCCUGCAACAAAAAAUCAGAUGUAUCUUCUUGACUUUGGUUUAGCAACAAAAUUUACUACAGAAAAGCAGUUUAAGCCUAAUCCUAAAAAGGCCCAUGAUGGUACAAUCGAGUAUCUCAGUCGCGACGCCCAUCAUGGAGUACCCACACGACGAGGUGACUUUGAAAUCUUAGGUUACAAUUUAAUACAAUGGUUGGGUGGUACUUUACCCUGGGAGUCCAAAUUAGACAACCCUAAAGAAGUCCAACAAAUGAAAGAGACUAGCAUGGAUAACAUUCCACAGUUUGUAAAAAGGUGUUUAAAGAAGACUGAAGAAGUACUCGUGAAGUACCUAGAGUACGUCAAUAACCUCACAUUUGACGAAAAACCAGACUACAAAAAAAUUCGCUCUUUAUUCGAACAAGAGAUUAAAAAAAACGGAGCCUCUGUAAACGGUCCACUCGAAUUUCAUACUACACCCAGAAAGAGAAGAAGUGUAGUACCUGAAAUUGACGACCAGGAACUUGAAGAAGAAGUGGAAGUGAAAAAACCGGUUAGAAAGCGGGGAAAAAAACAAGACGAGGAAGUCGCACCAGAGGUGGAGAAGAAGCGGGUUAAAAAGCGUGAAGUUGAACAACUACCAGUCGAAACUGGUCACAUGACUGAAGCUAUGAAGAAGGUUUUGGCACGAAAAAAGGAAAGGGAAGCCGAAAAGAAGAAAAAACCAAACAAGAAAUAAAAGAGUGUCUUGCACGUAAAAUAUAUACAUUUUCACAAUUCAAGUAGACGUUAACAUCAGUUCCUUACCGAAGCUAUAAUACUUUUUAUCUAUUAAAUAUUUAUUAAAUUCGCA
Molecule: messenger RNA, 1571 nt
Organism: Zophobas morio
Lineage: Eukaryota; Metazoa; Arthropoda; Insecta; Coleoptera; Tenebrionidae
Product: nucleosomal histone kinase 1-like
Exons: 5
Coding region: 186-1457 (423 amino acids)
Biological process (GO): signal transduction; peptidyl-serine phosphorylation
Cellular component (GO): nucleus; cytoplasm
Molecular function (GO): protein serine/threonine kinase activity; ATP binding
Source: RefSeq, a predicted model, not a curated record